GCCGAAUCUGAUAUCAAAAAAAGUUAAAGCUGAAUAAAAAGAUUUCUUCUUCCCAAAGCCAAAAAUCUCAGUACAAAGGAGAAACAACACAGAGAGCUCUUUCGGAAGAAAUCGAGAGAAAGAAAUCAUGGGUCAAGGACCAUCCGGAGGUUUGAAUCGGCAGGGAGAUCGGAAGCCUGAUGGCGGCGACAAGAAGGAGAAAAAGUUCGAGCCGGCGGCACCACCGGCUCGUGUAGGAAGAAAGCAGCGGAAGCAGAAAGGGCCUGAGGCGGCGGCACGACUUCCGACGGUGACUCCGUCUACUAAGUGCAAGCUCCGGCUGCUAAAAUUGGACCGGAUCAAGGAUUAUUUGUUGAUGGAGGAAGAGUUUGUGGCGAACCAGGAGCGGCUGAAACCUCAGGAGGAGAAGGCCGAGGAAGAUAGAUCUAAGGUCGAUGAUCUCCGUGGUACACCGAUGAGUGUUGGAAAUCUGGAGGAAUUGAUUGACGAGAAUCACGCAAUCGUCUCUUCUUCAGUUGGGCCUGAGUACUAUGUUGGGAUACUGUCGUUCGUUGAUAAAGAUCAACUCGAACCUGGAUGCUCGAUUUUGAUGCACAAUAAGGUUCUCUCUGUUGUUGGCAUUCUCCAAGAUGAAGUGGAUCCGAUGGUCUCUGUGAUGAAAGUUGAGAAGGCUCCUUUGGAGUCAUAUGCUGACAUUGGAGGUUUAGAAGCUCAGAUUCAGGAGAUUAAGGAAGCAGUUGAGCUGCCUCUAACUCAUCCCGAGUUGUAUGAAGAUAUUGGUAUUAAGCCUCCCAAGGGUGUGAUUUUGUAUGGUGAGCCUGGAACUGGGAAGACACUGCUUGCUAAGGCAGUGGCGAAUUCGACAUCAGCUACUUUCUUGAGAGUUGUUGGUAGUGAGCUGAUUCAGAAGUAUUUGGGAGAUGGUCCCAAGCUUGUGAGGGAGCUUUUCAGAGUUGCCGAUGACCUUUCACCAUCAAUUGUCUUCAUAGACGAGAUUGACGCCGUUGGUACCAAGCGGUACGACGCUAACUCAGGAGGUGAACGUGAGAUCCAAAGAACUAUGUUGGAACUUCUGAACCAGCUUGAUGGAUUCGAUUCAAGAGGGGACGUCAAGGUCAUCCUCGCCACAAACAGAAUCGAGUCUCUUGACCCGGCACUUCUUCGACCUGGACGUAUUGAUAGGAAAAUCGAGUUCCCUCUUCCAGAUAUCAAAACAAGAAGACGCAUCUUCCAGAUACACACAUCGAAGAUGACUCUAUCAGAAGAUGUAAACCUGGAAGAGUUUGUGAUGACGAAAGACGAGUUCUCAGGAGCUGAUAUAAAGGCUAUAUGCACUGAGGCUGGUUUGCUUGCUCUCAGGGAGCGUCGUAUGAAGGUGACACAUCCGGAUUUCAAGAAAGCCAAGGAGAAGGUUAUGUUCAAGAAGAAGGAAGGCGUCCCUGAAGGCCUUUACAUGUAAAAUCAUCAGCAUAUCAUCAUCAUCAUCAUCAUCGUCAUCUUUUGACUUCCUCUGCUCUUUUUUUAUAAUACAUUUGCUUCUGCUUAGGAUCGUUCUGGUCUUAUAAAUUUAUGCCGUGUGAUCUCCUUCAAAUAACAAUUCAUGUUUUCCAUUUUGAAAUGCCUACUUCGGUUUACUCUUUUUAUUAGAACCGAAUGUUAUCGAAUCUGAGAGAAUCAAAUAACAUUAAAAAGAUAAAUUCACUUCCUCGACAAAGACAAUAACAAAGCAUAGCCCUUGCA
Molecule: messenger RNA, 1740 nt
Organism: Thlaspi arvense
Lineage: Eukaryota; Viridiplantae; Streptophyta; Magnoliopsida; Brassicales; Brassicaceae
Source: the annotation of a GenBank genome assembly